Molecule: messenger RNA, 648 nt
Organism: Soboliphyme baturini
Lineage: Eukaryota; Metazoa; Nematoda; Enoplea; Dioctophymatida; Soboliphymatidae
Source: the annotation of a GenBank genome assembly
AUGUCAAGCAGCCUUACUCCAAUCGGUCACCUGUGGCCGGCACUCUCUUUAAUCAUCGCAAUUGCUGCUGCAGUUGGAUUCUACUGUCCGUAUUGGAUAUGUGGUGAACUGGUGCACGACCAGCUAGCGAUUCCAGCAUCGUUCAAUUCGUUUCGAAGAUGCAACUAUCCGACAGUGGCAGGAAGCAUGGGUCGUCGGGAGAUCAGCCUCCAGUGCUCGCGAUACGCAACAUUCAGCGACAUCCCAACCAUAUGGUGGAAGAUGGCAACGGUGAUCAUAGCCACGGCGAUCGUAUUCGCCUUUCUGCUCGCCAUCGUCGCCAUGCCUGCCUAUUUCACCCACGAUGUCAUCACGCAUACUGGGGCGCAAUUGAUCGGCGUUCUGCAGAUGAUAUCAGAUCUGAGUAUUUGCCCUUUGGACCAUUCUAGCCCAGUACCUCUUACCAACUUGACCGCUGUUAGGAUCUCAGAAGAGACGAAGAUUUUGAUUGAGAAGCAGAGGAGGAUGAAGAAAGAUGGUGCCGACACUCCGGAGCAUCUCUCUUCUCCGCAUGCUCAUUUGGCAGAAGCUGAAGGAGGACUUCGGACACGAGAACUGGGAGAACAACCGAAGGCCGCAAAAGCCUCAGACAAUGCAGGAGAGAGUUAG